Molecule: messenger RNA, 741 nt
Organism: Oreochromis niloticus (Nile tilapia)
Lineage: Eukaryota; Metazoa; Chordata; Actinopteri; Cichliformes; Cichlidae
Product: killer cell lectin-like receptor subfamily G member 1
Exons: 1
Coding region: 1-741 (246 amino acids)
Source: RefSeq, a predicted model, not a curated record
AUGGAUCCAAUCUUCACCUUCAUCCUUCUCCUGAUGAACUUGUCUGGAACUUUUACCAAGUACAUUUACGUUGAUGACAAAAUGGAUUGGCUUGAAGCUCAGAGUUACUGUCAGCAAAACUACACAGACCUGGCUCCUGUAAGUACUGAGAAGGAUGUCAACAAACUUCAGGAGCUCUCCAGUAAUGUCAAUCACCAUAUCUGGAUAGGACUGGUGAGAGAUUCCUCAGGUAGUGGGAACUGGAUGUGGUCAGGAGGUGGAGCAGUGUCCAGAUUUUCCUGGGCAGAACAUCAACCAGACAACUGUCAGGGUAAUGAAGAUCGUGGCUGUGUGCGGAAUAACACAUGGUACGAUGCAGUGCCAUGGUAUCAAACAACCUUCUUCUGCUACAGUGCAGAAGUGGUAACAGAGGAAAAGACUUGGGAGGAAGCUCUGGAGUACUGCAGACAGCACCACAAGGACCUGGCCAGUGUGGCAUCUGAGACAGAGAUGCUGCUGAUCCAGAGAGAGCUGAGCAAACAUAACACCACUCAAAAUGUCUGGAUUGGAUUGCGUUUCCUGCCUGGGAACUGGCUGUGGGUGGAUGGGCAGGAGAUGGACUACAAGGCCUGGGGUCAAGGGGGAAAACCAAUAUGUCCACAACCCAACAUGAAGUGUGGAGCCCUACAGGUGACAGGAGCCAAUAAGGGUGCUUGGGAGGCUCAUGACUGUGAAGAGAGACUACAUUUUGUUUGCUACUGA